This is a messenger RNA of Tilletiopsis washingtonensis, 3559 nucleotides long. RefSeq lists its product as hypothetical. NCBI's taxonomy places the organism in Eukaryota, Fungi, Basidiomycota, Exobasidiomycetes, Entylomatales. Gene Ontology annotation, biological process: TORC2 signaling. The transcript has 9 exons. The coding region runs from base 283 to 3528 and encodes 1081 amino acids. Gene Ontology annotation, cellular component: cytoplasm; plasma membrane; TORC2 complex. The record is from RefSeq and is a predicted model, not a curated record. Gene Ontology annotation, molecular function: phosphatidylinositol-4,5-bisphosphate binding.
CUCCACAUCACCCUCUCCCUCCAACAAGCGGCUCGGCAGCAUCGUCUGCCGCGCGUGAGCGUUGCUGGCUCUGAGUGCCGAGCACCCCUCUGCCGCCCGUGCGGCGUCCACUCUGCACCGGCCGCCGCCCUGGCCACUCUGCCGCCCGCAACUACCGAGGCCGUCCAGCCGCUGCCACGCUCCGCAGCGUCGAAGAGGUAGGCUGCUUCGACAGAGCAGCUUGCUUCCCGAGCAUUAUCUUCGCACGCUGCAGCCUCGUGCGCUGGCGUGUGAGGUGGCGCCAUGUCGCUCAUUGCCGAUCCCGACUAUGUGAUCCACUCUCUUCGUCUUGCCUACUUGCGACACAUCGACGACGUCGCCGGUCCCCGGAUUCUGUCCUUUCCCUCCAUCGCCCACCUCGAUGCGCCCAUCACUGGAGCAGAGGGUGCGCUCGAUGAGGCCUCCUCCUCCUCGCCAUCACGUCGCAGUGGCGGCGGUCAUGCCGAAGCGGCGCCGCUGCCGGCACACGACUCGCACGUCGUCGUAGCCGGCCUGACGUCGGCGCGCUGCCAUCCCGAGCUGCGCGCCGUGCACUCGCCCAAGCUGCGUGGCGCCUCGCUCUCCUCUGGCGCCUCCAAUGCGGCAUCUGCCAGCAGCGCGCAGCCUGCUUCGGGUCCCGCACCGCGCGUCGGCGCAGGGCUCAAGUACACCAACACCAUCUACGGCGCUGGGCGCUCGGGUGCUCUCGGCAUGCGCGUCUCGGGCCGGCGAGCACCGUCGCUCGAUGAGCCGUCCGGCAGCAGUAGCCGCUCGCGUCCUACUCGACGGCGCAGCGCUGCGCUCGCCGAGGCAGCGGGCCGGCAGGCCGAAGACGACUCUCUGCGCGUGUCGAUGGCGCGCAGAGGCAGCAUGCAGAGCGGCACAAGCGGCACGGCUGGAGCAGCGACUGCCUCGUUGAUGGCGGGACGACGCAGUCUGGACGUGCCUGCCUUGACGCUGCAUGCUGCAUCUGGAGAGAGCGGACGGCAUCAGAGGCUCGUGGCGCCAAGCUCUUCCUUCUCGGAUAGCGGUUUGUCUUCUCCGCCUUUGGGCCCGGGCUCACGACCUGUGGAGCGGAGCGCGAGCAUUGCCGGCCCGGCACCGGAACGACAGCGCGAUGCGGCACUACCGCAGGGAAGAAGAAGGAGCGCUAGUGAGGGAGCAAAGGCGCUGCUGGGCAUGACGAGAGAUAGAGGCGCAGAGGAGGAGGAGAUGAACAGCCACGACGACGAUGUCGAGUCGGUCGUGAGCGCCACGCCCGGUCUGCCGCGCCUCGAGUCCAACUCGACCGUCUUCUCACUCGCGUCCGUGCCUUCUUCUCGCCCGCGCCCGAGCCUCAACCUCGAGCGUCAGGGCAGCGUAGGCGGAGGCGCCGACAACACGCCCAUGAACACGCGUCACUUCUUCACGCCCGUGACCGAGAUCGACGAGCCUCACUUUACAUCCCACGGCCGCAGCUCAACGAGCGACGACGAGCGAGCAGAUGCAGGGUCGAGCGUCAGGCCAUUACACAUGCGCAAGAUCAGCGGCACGACAGACUCAAGCGUGCCCGACAUCGAAAGCUCCACGGGCGCCUCCUCAACCAGUGCCAGCUCUCCGGCACCGCACUUUGCACGCAUGCGGGCCUCGACGCUGCCGCGCAUGUCGCCGGGUCAGCCUCAGGCGGCGCCGCCGGCGCAGCUCGAGGAAGAAGAGGCGGAACAAGCGCUAGCGCAGUCGUUGGACGACGUCGAGCCCGCAGCGCCUAUCCUCUCGGCCCUCGGCCUCGACACGGCAGACGAGAGUCUUGCGCCGGUGCCGCACGUCACUGCGCCGUCCGACACCUCUCGCGAUCGGCCUCCCGCUGCGGGAGUAGCCAGGCAGCCUGCUCCAUCGCAGCCGCGCUCCCGCUCCCAACUUCGUGCAGCAGCCAGCAUGACAGGAGCGUCCAACGAGUACUUUGCCUCUCUCAAGCGCGACGUUCGCAGUCUGGCCGCACGCCCUGCCAUUUCAUCCCUCAGCGCGCAGCUCAAGGCGCAAAGUGCCGGUCCCGCCAACCCCUUCUCCAACACCUACGCUGGCGUCGGUGCGCGCUCAGGUGGCGGCAUGACGCUCACGGUCUACUUUCCCUGGGCUGCCACGCAGCCUCGUCGUGCAGGCAAGCCAAGCAGCGAAGCGCUCUCCCUCGACGGGUCAGCGCGCUCGAUGCAGCUCAGCGUGCGGCGCGACGCAAGUAUGGAGGAAGUGGUGGGCUAUGCCCUUGCGUGCUACGUCGACGAAGCCUGGCUGCCGCACCUGGAUGACGGAAUAGAGGCGAAGGAGCAGGAUCGGCUGGACAAUCGUCUGAGUACGAUUGGCUGGGCGUUGCGGAUUGUCGAGGACGGAGAGGUGGAUGAUGAUUACCCGGCCAUUGAUCGCAGCCUGCUGGUCGGCAAGUUCGGCGCGGAUGAGCUCGCAGUCGUGGAGGCUACGCCUGCGCAAGUACGGCAGCAUCUCGCUGCUCUCACUCCCGCGCAAAAAGCAGCGCGUGCAGCGGUGCGACCCACACCUCGCAGCGACGUCGACGCAAGCGGUCCCUCUCGACUUGGCGCUUCCACGCUACCCGCUCCUCAGGCCGCGCGCCUAGCGGCAGCUGCGAGCAAUGCGCCGGCCGGCUCGCUCGUCACCGUGCAAGGCACACCCAUCUUUGCCUCCUCGGCCCUCUCGCGCAGUGCGCUCGGCUCGGAGAAGCCCAUCUUUCUGCGCGUCGCCGUCACGCCGAACGCGGCAGUGCGCUACAAGACGACGCUGCAAGUGCCGUCGGACAUGUAUCUCGCCGAUGUGCUCGAGAUGAUCUGUCGCAAGCGCCAGCUCGCCAGUCCGGACGAGUGGGCGCUCAUCGUGCCGGACAAGAAGAUUGUGGCGCCGCUGGAUCGCACCGUGGAGAGCCUGGAGGGCAACCACGAUCUUGCGCUCGUCAAGCGCUCGAGCCUGGGAGCUCAGGGCGGCGCCGGAGCGCUGACGGCGCAGAGCACAAACCCCAGCGCGUCCAUCUUCAAGCGUCUCUCGGAGCCCGGGCAGCCGCGGUACAACAAGGCCAAGGAUGUGGCGUCGACGUACAAGUCCUACACGCUCAACCGCAAGAUGCCCAUGUCUGUCGGGCGCCACGAACGCACGCUGACGCUCGAUGGCGACUGGGUGCACAUCAUUCCAAACGAAUCUCGAGCGACGCAGUUGCCCGCCGCCAGCUUCCCCAUCUCCUCGGUGCUCAGCUGUGCGCAGUCGACCAAGGUGCCGGCCAGCUUCAAGCUCGUCACCGCCAAGAAGCGCUACGACUUCGAGGCCGGCUCGCCGCGCGAAGCGGCCGAGAUUGUCGGCGAGAUCAACAAGCGCAUGGCGGGCGCGGUUGCCUUGUUGAUUGUUGGCUGUCGGAGGCGUGUGGCGCUGUACGCAGAGCUGCUCGCGCGCAAUGCGCGGGCAAGAGAGGGGGAGGCGACUGCGAGGGAGGAGAAUAGAAAUGCGGGAGUACGGAGGAGGCGCGAGUUGUUGUAGUGCCCUCGUUGUAUUCGUCUCAGGCGUGCUG